Molecule: messenger RNA, 1038 nt
Organism: Vigna unguiculata (cowpea)
Lineage: Eukaryota; Viridiplantae; Streptophyta; Magnoliopsida; Fabales; Fabaceae
Source: RefSeq, a predicted model, not a curated record
AUGGCGCUUUUUCGUCUCCUUUCUGGGGUCAAAAUUCGCGAACCCUUCUUCCUCCCCGCGUCAGCGCCUCUGCAAUUCCACUCUCUCUCUCUCUCCGCUGCACCCACUGCCACCACACCCUCCUCCGGCCAGUGCAACCACCACGCGAGCGAGAGCGCCCUCACGACGCUGUUCAAGUCCCAGCAGAGCCACCUCAACUUCUUCUUCGAACACAUAGACCACUCCCAAACCCUAGCCUUCACGCGCGCCCUCCUUAACGCCACAGGCACUGUCUUCUUCAUUGGUGUCGGCAAGUCCGGAUUCGUCGCCCACAAGAUCUCGCAGACACUCGUCUCGCUCGGCAUGCGCUCCGCCUUUCUGUCGCCGGUCGACGUGCUCCAUGGUGACAUCGGGAUCCUCACCGAACGUGAUGUGCUCGUCCUCCUCAGCAAGUCAGGCGCCACCGAGGAGCUCCUCCACCUGGUGCCUUGCGCGAGGGCGAAGGGCGCACUCCUCAUCGCGCUCACCUCCGUCGAAGGUAACGCGCUGGCCGCAGCGUGCGACAUGGCCGUGCAUUUGCCUCUCCAGAGAGAGCUUUGUCCGUUCAACCUUGUGCCGGUCACAUCCACCGCUAUUCAGAUGGUUUUCGGGGACACCGUGGCCAUCACGCUCAUGGAGGCCAGGAAUCUCACCAAGGAGGAGUACGCCGCGAACCAUCCAGCCGGCAAGAUCGGGAAGAGUCUCAUCUUCAAGGUGAAGGAUGUGAUGAGGAAUCAGGAUGACCUUCCGAUUUGCAGAGAAUCGGAUUUGAUUAUGGACCAGCUUGUGGAACUGACGAGUAAUGGAUGCAGAUGCCUCACUGUGGGGAAGAUGUGCAACAGGAAUCCAAGAAUUAUUGGCCCGGAGGCUAUGGCGGUGGAGGCGAUGAAGAAGAUGGAGGCACCUCCGUCGCCUGUUCUGUUUUUACCUGUGAUAAACGAUGAGAAUAUUUUAAUUGGGAUUGUCCCUCGGUUCUCACCAAGACCGAGGCAAAAAACUCACAUAUGGCCUCGGUUUUAA